AUGGACUGUCUGGUACAGCAGCCGGUAUGGACAGGGGCCUACCACCACAGACCUCUUCCCCUUUCUCACCACCAUCAUCAUUUCUUCUCUCCUUACUACUUCCCUAAGAAGAGGUCAUCUGUUUCUCCAUACUACCCAGCAUCCUCAUACAACUUUCCAUCUAAACUCGACAACGAUGUGGGUUUCCCCGCUGAUAUCAAAGUAGAAGCUAGUGAAGAUUGUUUACUUGACGAUGACAAAGAUGAGAAAAUCUGCGUAGUUUGUGGAGAAAAAGCAUCUGGGUACUAUUUCGGUGCUCUGGUCUGCUUGCCCUGUAAGAGCUUUUACAUCCGCUGCACCAAAGAGGGCGAGCCAACCUUUACCUGCCAGUGCAAUGGCAACUGUGACAUUGCCAAACAGGGCCGCAUUCGAUGCCAGUACUGUCGCUACCAGCGAUGCCUCAUGGCUGGGAUGUGCCGUAAAGAAAAACCAGAGACUGUACAGCCUGCUGAGGGCCAGGUGUUAUGUAAGGUGUGUGGAGAUAUUGCCAAUGGCAUUCACUUUGGUGUGAACACCUGUGAAGGUUGCAAGAAAUUCUUCAGACGUGGUUUGGUUGAGAACCAGAGCUAUGUAUGCAAGGGAGAUAAGAAAUGUACCAUCAAUCCACGGAACCGCAACAACUGCCGCUUUUGUCGCUACCAGAAAUGUAUCACAGUUGGAAUGUCCAGAGAAGCCAUCAAGAUGGGUCGUCCCAAGAAAUCCGACAACAGUGACGGCCUUCUGUCCUGUUCUCCUGGAGCUGACCUCUCAGAUCUGUCUGAGGAAAGCAACAGCCCUCGCUCUUCCCUGAGUGAAAUGUCACCCCAUUCCUCCUAUGACAGUGGAGCAAGCUCACCCAUGUCCCAGCCAGACUCAGACUCUAAGUCUGUGGAUGAUACAUCUUACAUUGGUUUCCUGGUGGCAAGCAAAAAGAUCAAGACUGAGUCAAGUGACUCCACCUGUGAGCAGACUGAGGCCAAGGGAAUGCCUAUGCCUACAGAUCUGUUAUAUACCCAACUUACCCCAAUGUCUGACCACUGCUCAAUGGGCAGUAACACUCUGCGUACCUCUCACUGUAGCCAGGCCAAUUCUUGCUGGUCCAGCUCAGCCUCCAUCAAUAGCUGGCAUAGCUCUACCACCUCCUCCACCUCCAUUCAGACCUCCAGUGUGACACCUAUCACUUCCAAUAACAUGGGCCAAACCCAGACAGCAGCUCAGCAGCCCACUGCCCUCUCCUUCAUGGAGGAAGAAAUGGAUGAAAUUCUGGACUACCUCCAGACCGAGCAGAACAUCCAAUCUCAGGACAAAGCUCCCUGUCCCACCUCCAGACAGCCCCAUCCAAACUUCAACUACUACCCAAGCAACUUCUCUGCACGCUCCCCAUGUAUAAUGGAUAGGAGUGGAUGUCCAGUGCCACCACAGCACUUGCCUGUGGAGACAAGUACUGACCACAACUCCCCAUCAUACCAUGACCCCUCCUCCACCAGUGUACAAUAUCCAAACAAUCCAAAUUUUUCAGAAUCCCCAGUCAAUUCAUCCCAAUAUCAGAUGAACUCUCCUUCCCAUAGUCCUAUCUAUCCUCACUCCCCAGGCAGUGCUAGCCAGUAUUGUCCCUCCCCAAGUAACUCCAACCUCUGCCCAGGAUCUCCAGGUAGUACUACCCAGUACAUGAGUUCCCCAGCCAACUCCCCACACUACAGUGGGCCACAGUUCCACAGCUCCCCAGUCCACUCUGCCCAAUAUCCUCCCAGCCCCCCCUCUACUUGUAUGUACCCUGACUCUCCCCACAGCAGUUGCCAGUAUUCCCCUCCCCCACAGGAGCCAGUCCAACACACUGACUGCCAACAGUACCCAGCUAUCAUCAAGGCAGAGUUUCCCAACACUAUGCCAAGACUCCAUCCAAACACUACUUACACCAACACUACAGAUGGGUUUAGCAGAUCACGCUGA
This is a messenger RNA of Ylistrum balloti, 1968 nucleotides long. Its product is annotated as nuclear hormone receptor family member nhr-7-like. Gene Ontology annotation, biological process: anatomical structure development; regulation of transcription by RNA polymerase II; cell differentiation. The transcript has 7 exons. The coding region runs from base 1 to 1968 and encodes 655 amino acids. Gene Ontology annotation, molecular function: RNA polymerase II cis-regulatory region sequence-specific DNA binding; zinc ion binding; nuclear receptor activity. The record is from RefSeq and is a predicted model, not a curated record. Lineage: Eukaryota; Metazoa; Mollusca; Bivalvia; Pectinida; Pectinidae.